GGUACAGAAUUCUCAGAAUUCCUCGAUCGCCGCGCACUCCGCCGCGGUAGCUCGUCCGAGCAAGAACGGGUUGACCGAGCAGGCGACGAAAAAAGCGUAAAAAAAAACAAGUACUAAGAGUGUGAAUCUACAAUCGUACAGUCGUAAUAAAGUAAGGAUUAAAUUUGUUGUAAAGGGAUAGAAAGCUUGUUGAAUAAUUGACGCAGUCUCCCGCCAGUUUUGGUCCCGUUUAGCGGGACUCGUUGAGGUCCUGGAUUGAAAAGUCUAUUUACCAUGGCGCUGUGGACAAAAGCUCAGCAAUUGCCCCAGCAGGCUCUUGAGCAAAUAAGAUCUGUCUAUGGUGAACACUUUCCUAUUGAAGUACGUCACUUUUUAUCAUCAUGGAUUGAAGAAAAAAUGUGGACUGAUAUUGAACCAGAUAAUCCUCAAUAUGAACAAUACAUAACUAAUUUAGUUGCUUCACUGAUCCAAGAAUUAGAAACAAAAGCUGCAUCAUUGAACACAGAGGACCUUUUUUUGACAAAGCUAAAAUUAUUAGAGGCUGCUAAAACAUUCAGACAACGAUAUAGUUCAAAUCCUGGGACACUUUUUCGAAUAAUUCGUCAUUGUCUUGGUACAGAAAUGAAGUUGGUAGCACAGGCAGAAAAUCUUGGAGGAACAUUGAUGAGUAUAACGCAUGGAAGGGUUGGUUUGAUGGUUGGAGAUGCUGUACCCGAGAUAGACCAACAAUUAGAUGCUCUUCGUCGAAGAACUCAAGAAACUGGAGAAGAUCUGAGGAAAAUGGAGCAAGAACAAGAAGCAUUUGCUAUCAGUUAUCAUGAAUGUACAAAACUCAAUGCCCAUCUUCAACAAUUAGCUACUCAUCCUCAGAGUCAACAAAGUAUUGAAGCUGAGAAAAAAAUUCGCCGGCAGAAAGAUCAACAAGAACAAUUACUCAAUCACAAAGUCGCUAAUUUAAUGCAGCUUCGAUUGACACUUGCAGACAAGUUGAAGGACACGAUUAGCAGACUAAAUAGCUUACAGUCGCGAGUUUUAGACGAUGAAUUAAUCAGGUGGAAGAGACAUCAACAACUUGCUGGAAAUGGAGCUCCAUUUAAUAGUAAUUUAGAUGCUAUCCAAGAAUGGUGUGAAAGUUUGGCAGAGUUAAUUUGGUUAAAUCGUCAACAAAUUAAAGAAGCGGAAAGGCUGAAAUUAAAAUUAGCUCUUGAUCCUCCAGGUGUUCAGGAUAUUCUUCCCACCUUAAAUUCACAAAUUACUCAAUUAUUAAGCUCGUUAGUUACUAGUACCUUUAUAAUUGAAAAGCAACCACCUCAGGUAAUGAAGACAAACACACGAUUUACCAGUACAGUUAGAUUACUCGUCGGAGGCAAAUUAAAUGUUCAUAUGAAUCCACCUGUAGUUAAGGUCAGUAUCAUUAGUGAAGCACAGGCAAAUGCUAUGUUGAAGAGUGACAAAAUGGCUAAGAGUGGUGAAGCUAGUGGAGACAUUUUGAAUAAUACUGGAACUAUGGAAUAUCAUCAAGCGACACGACAGUUGUCUGUGAGUUUCCGUAACAUGGCAUUAAAGAAGAUCAAAAGAGCUGAAAAAAAAGGAACUGAGUCAGUGAUGGAUGAGAAGUUUUCUCUAUUAUUUCAAUCACAAUUUAACGUUGGUGGAGGAGAACUGGUGUUUCAAGUGUGGACACUGAGUCUUCCAGUGGUUGUCAUCGUCCAUGGAAAUCAGGAACCACAUGCUUGGGCUACUGUUACGUGGGAUAAUGCAUUUGCAGAACCUGGAAGAGUGCCUUUUGCAGUACCAGACAAAGUUCCUUGGGGCCAAGUAGCUGAAGCUUUGAAUGUUAAAUUUAGAUCUGCUACCGGACGUCCUUUGAUGGAAGAUAGCUUGCGAUUUCUUGCCGAAAAAGUUUUUAGAGGUGGUCACGGUGGUGGCGAUCAAGAUUAUUCGAAUGUUCUUCUUAGUUGGGCACAAUUUUGUAAAGAACCGUUGCCUGAAAGAAAUUUUACCUUCUGGGAAUGGUUUUAUGCUGUGAUGAAACUCACGAGAGAGCAUUUAAAAAGUCCCUGGAAUGACGGAUGUAUUCUUGGAUUUAUCAGAAAAAAACAAGCUGAAGAAAUGCUUGCCAGUUGUCCUUCUGGAACUUUCCUCAUGCGGUUUUCGGAUUCGGAGCUUGGAGGAGUUACUAUCGCUUGGGUUGGAGAUCAAACUGAAGUUUUUAUGCUUCAACCAUUUACGAGCAAGGAUUUCGCAAUUAGAAGUCUGGCCGAUAGGAUUUCUGAUCUCCAACAUCUACUAUACCUUUAUCCAGAUCGUCCAAAAGAUCAAGUUUUUUCUAGAUAUUACACACCAUUUGCAGAAAAUCAACCAACUACAAACAAUGGAUAUGUAAAACCUUUAUUGGUAACACAUGUACCUGGAUGGGGUGGUCCAUGUGUCGGAGGUCAAACACCAUCUCAUUCAUCAAUUGUCGGAGUUAGUGGUGGUAGUCAAGGUGGUCCUGGUGGUAGCUAUCCAGCAACACCUUCAACAAUGUUUCAAGCACACAGUCCAGAUCCAUCAGUAACUCGAGAUACUCCGUCUGUUGCGUCUAGCUACGCUCCGGGACUCGGUCAGUCAAGUGUCGGACGACCAAAUGACAUGGAUUAUGUGGAUUUAAUGGGCCAUGGUGAUUUGCCUUCCAUCGAUGAGAACCUCAGCUUGGAUCACCUCAAUGGCUUCGGAUUUACUGACUUUAUGCAGUCGUACAAGCCCCAAUAGGUAUGUACGUGGGUUUAUUAUUGUUGCACAACCAAAAUAGCCUUUAAAAAUACAAGAGAUUACAUUAUAAGAAUUAGGGAUGGUAAUGGUCACUUGAUAAGAAAUAAAUUAUUUUUAUUGUUCCUUUUUUUCUUCGUUUUUUCAAUAUUCUGUUGAGUGCAAUAUCACCUCUUGGUGCUGCUGUUUUUAUAUUUAUACUUUUUAUCGUUGUUUGAAAUAAGAAAAAAUAUAUUUUACACGUACUUUAAAAAGUUUAUAACAAUUUUUUGAGAUAAGAUAUUGCAACUGAGGCUUUUUUUUAAGUGAUUCAUUACUUUCCCUAGAAUUAUUUUUAUGCUGUAGGCAACAUGACGUUUGUUAAAAAUAUUUGAAGAUAAAAGAAAAAAAAUUAUGAAAAGAAUAAUAAUUUUUGUUAAUUAUAUACAUUUAUUUUUUUGUCCCAAAGUGUAGAUACAGUCUAUAUUGUAAUAGUUUUUAUUAAUUAACAUUUUUAACCAAGUUUUUUUAUUCAUUAGAUAUUUUUAUCUUUUUUUGUUCAAUUGACUGUACAGAGGUUUGGGAAUUUUUUUCUAAGUUUUAUGUUAUAUUUUUAUGUAAUAAUUGUUUAUGAAAAAAAAAUAUUUCGAUACUAUUUUUGACUUUCAUUCGACUUCAUCAAUUUAAAACAAUUCAAUAACGAUUUCUGUAAUUUACAAAAAUAAUAAUAAUAAUAAAUGUUGACGUUAGAAAUUACAAAAAUUUUUUGACAAUCAUGUGCCUUAGAUGGAAAUAAAAAUUUUAAAAAUCGUUAGAACUAUUCGAAAUUUAUUGACACUUUUUGUGAUAUAGAAAAUAAAAUAAAAUUGUUAAAACUCGGCUAUUCUUACAAAAUCGAAAAACUAUAAAAAAAA
This is a messenger RNA of Chelonus insularis, 3644 nucleotides long. RefSeq names its product Signal transducer and transcription activator Stat92E (gene Stat92E). The record is from RefSeq and is a predicted model, not a curated record. The transcript is spliced from 5 exons. Lineage: Eukaryota; Metazoa; Arthropoda; Insecta; Hymenoptera; Braconidae. Bases 274 to 2754 code for a protein of 826 amino acids. Gene Ontology annotation, molecular function: DNA-binding transcription factor activity, RNA polymerase II-specific; RNA polymerase II cis-regulatory region sequence-specific DNA binding. Gene Ontology annotation, biological process: cell surface receptor signaling pathway via JAK-STAT; regulation of cell population proliferation; defense response.